GCUUACAGUGUUUUUUUUUUUUGCAAUAAACUCAUUAUUUUCGAUUUAAAUUAACUUUUAACAAAAAUUAUGCUGAAAUUAAGGAGCUUAUUGCAGGCAAAAUUACUAAAUAAGAAUUGGACCAAUAAUGUCCGUUUAAUACAUGUAGGAGAAGCUGAUGUAUUGCCUACUUCAGUGGAUGCGAAUUCCGAUGAAUUCAAAGAAAAUGCAUCCGAAAUGUCGAAAUUGAUCACAGAGCUUCGCGAUAUUACUAAACAAGUUCUGUCGGGAGGUGGAGACAAAGCUAUAGAACGUCAUACUUCACGUGGCAAACUUUUAGCUCGCGAACGUAUAAAUAAACUCUUGGAUAAAGGUUCAGCUUUUCUUGAGCUAAGCACUUUGGCAGGUUAUCAGUUGUACGGAGAUGAAGUAGUCAAUUCUGGUGGCAUUAUUACUGGCGUAGGACGUGUCAGUGGAACUGAAUGUCUUAUUGUAGCUAAUGACGCUACUGUCAAAGGCGGUUCUUAUUAUCCUAUCACGGUUAAGAAGCAUAUACGUGCUCAAGAAGUAGCGCAGGAAAAUCGUUUGCCAUGCAUUUAUUUGGUUGAUUCUGGUGGUGCUAACUUACCACGUCAGGCGGAAGUGUUUCCUGAUAAAUUGCAUUUUGGUCGCAUUUUUUAUAAUCAAGCAAACAUGUCAGCCUUAGGUAUACCUCAAAUAGCUGUGGUGUUGGGCAGUUGUACUGCGGGAGGAGCAUACGUACCUGCUAUGGCUGAUGAAAGCAUUAUAGUGAAACGACAGGGUACUAUUUUUUUGGCUGGUCCGCCUUUAGUCAAAGCUGCCACGGGUGAAGAAGUGUCGGCUGAGGAUUUGGGUGGAGCUGAUUUGCAUUGCAAAACAUCGGGUGUUACUGAUCAUUACGCUGUAGAUGACGAACAUGCUCUCUUUUUAGCGCGACAAGUUGUUAGCAAUUUGAAUAUGGCAGCAACCAAUGCCUAUCAUUUAAUGUACUCCAGCAAAGAAACUAUUAAGAUAGCUCAGAGCAAUGAUAUUCGCCCAAUCGAAGAACCAAGAUAUGAUCCUAAAGAAUUGUACGGUAUUGUAGGUCCGAAUUUGACGAAAAGCUUCGAUGUUCGCGAAGUUAUUGCCCGAUUGGUAGAUGGCAGUCGUUUUACGGAAUUCAAGAAGCUGUAUGGAGAUACUUUGGUAUGUGGUUUUGCGCAGCUUUACGGUUAUCGCGUCGGCAUUGUUGGCAACAAUGGGGUAUUGUUCUCGGAAAGUGCUUUGAAAGGGGCCCAUUUUAUACAAUUGUGUUGUCAACGUAACAUACCAUUGAUAUUUUUACAAAAUAUUACUGGUUUCAUGGUAGGCCGAGAGGCAGAAGCCCAAGGCAUUGCUAAAAACGGAGCGAAAAUGGUUACGGCAGUGGCUACGGCAAAUGUGCCAAAAUUCACUGUAAUUAUUGGCGGCUCCUACGGGGCUGGAAAUUACGGUAUGUGCGGUCGCGCCUACUCUCCGAGAUUUUUAUACAUGUGGCCAAAUUCUCGUAUUUCCGUAAUGGGUGGUGUGCAAGCUGCGAAUGUUCUAGCCCAAAUUACGGCCGACCAGCGGAAAAGAGCCGGGAGAGAAUUCACCGAAGCAGAAGCCAAUAAACUCAAGGCUCCCAUUAUAGAGACUUUCGAAAAAGAGGGUUCUCCUUAUUACAGUACCGCACGCCUUUGGGAUGAUGGAAUUAUUGAUCCAGCAGACACUCGUCAAGUAUUGGGUCUGAGCUUGAAAACCGCUCUUAAUAAUCCUGGUUGUGGUACAAAAUUCGGUGUGUUCCGUAUGUAGAGAGGAGUGCAGAGGAGUGAAAAGAUUCCUAUCUCGAAUUGAAAUGAGUGCCCGAUUUAGUCAAUUUGCAUUUAUUAGGUUUUACGUACUAUAGAGGACAGUAUAAAUUACUUUUUUGUUGCUUGUAAAUAAGAUUUAUGUUGUAAAAAAGAAAAGAAUGUUAUCGUUGUAAGCAGAAAUUGGUACAAAAAUUGUAAAUAAACGUUCAAAGAAAAAAAUUUUUCAAA
Molecule: messenger RNA, 2039 nt
Organism: Glossina fuscipes
Lineage: Eukaryota; Metazoa; Arthropoda; Insecta; Diptera; Glossinidae
Gene: Mccc2
Product: probable methylcrotonoyl-CoA carboxylase beta chain, mitochondrial
Exons: 5
Coding region: 70-1812 (580 amino acids)
Biological process (GO): L-leucine catabolic process
Cellular component (GO): mitochondrion; methylcrotonoyl-CoA carboxylase complex
Molecular function (GO): methylcrotonoyl-CoA carboxylase activity
Source: RefSeq, a predicted model, not a curated record